AUGGAACACGACUCACUAUCAGACAGCGGCGGCGGCGGCAGCAACACCAGAGGUGCAGGUGCAACCAGCCGCAAGCGAGUGCUCAAGGUGGAGGAGGCGCCCAAGAAGCAGCGCCGGGGCGGCCUGCUGGCGGCAAUGAAGGCAAGCCAGCGCUGCUUGGCUUCUGCCAAAUAUGCUGCCAGCAGGGCCCAGGACCCAGAAAUAAAAAAGCUGCUGCCCCAGAUACCCGCCGAGCCGCUGCCUCCAUGCCCAGUGCCAGCCCCGCAGGCGCCAGCUGGCGGCGGAGGCGGCAGCGACAGCAGCGGCGGCGCCAGAGGCCAGCAGAAGGCAGCCGAGGCAGCGGCACGGCGAGUGCCGGCAGCCCCGGCGCCAAAGCAGCAAAGCAAAGAGGCCGAGGAGCCGCCGCCUUUGCCACCGCCGCAACAGCAGCAGCAGCAGCAGCAGCCGGCCCUGCAGGUGCUAGGCCCGCACUUAGUGCCGGUGAUUGUACCUCUCGUCCCGCUAGCACACCUGUACCUGCAGCAGCCCGGGGUCAGCAUGCAGGCAGGCACUUGCCUGCAGCCUGGCGGCGCUGCCAGUGCGCCUGAACCAGCGGUCGGCUGGCCAGACCCCACGGCAGUGGUGGCCCCAGCACAGGCGGGCGCAGGCGUGCGGGCAGCCUGGAUGGCUAGCACUGGCAGCGCGUUGCGCCCUGCUGGCCACGCGGCAGACGCGGCAGCAGCCAGCAGCAGCAGCCAACUACAGCAGCCGCCAAUAGCGCAGAAGCAGCCCUCACCGCACCGGCAGCAGCAGCAGCAACAGAAGCAGCGCUCACCGCAGCGGCAGCAGCAACAGAAGCAGCGCUCACCGCAGCGGCAGCAGCAGCAGCAGCAGCAGCAGGCAGGCAAGCAGGCAGGCCAGCAGGCAGGCAAGCAGGCGGCCAAGCAGGCAGCGAGCACCAAGUUCCGCCUCAACAUGCAGCGCAGGCCACAGAUGCAGCCAGGACCUGCCUCCUACACCCCGUCUCCUGCCAGCGCUGCUGCCGCAGAUGUCAACAGCAAACAAGUGCUGCUGCUGCAGCAGCAGCAAGGGCGGCAGCGGCGGCAGCGCCGACGAAGGAGUUCUGGAGGGGAGGGGGAGGGUGGCAGCCCGGAAGGGAGCCACGAGGGGCAGGCCCCCGCCCCCGCUCCGGGCAUGGUACUGCUGUCGCAGCUGCACGGUACCGCCGCGGCCGACGACGGCGGCGCUGCGGCAGCGCACACGCCCCUGCACUCGCCCAGGCCGCAGCCGCAGGUGCAGAGCCCGCAGCGGGUGGCGCCGGGGCCCGACGCGAGGCUGGCUCAGCAGGCGGUCGACCUGCUCGACCGCCUGGCAACCCCACAAGUGCUGGGCAUGGUUGGGCCCACCCAGGCGGCCGCCACCGGCAGCAGCAGCCCCAUGCUCACGCCGCUGGCAUGGCUGCUGAGAGAGCAGGGCGGCGGGGCUGGUGAGGAGGCCGCGCCUGGGGCCGCGCCCUGCGGCGCGGCCCUGCAGUCCCCCACGGCGGUGCUGCUGGCCGGGCUGAUGCACGGCGGCAGGGCGCCAGCUGGCGACGAGCAGCUGCCUGACGCGAUGAGCCCCGAGGAGCUUGAGGCGAUGCUGGAGCGGCAGGACUGGAGCAUAGAGGGCCUGUUUGGCUCCCUGCCCUCCACCCCAGCGCCACCCAAACCCGCCGCAGGCCCCGUCGUCAGCCUGCCGCUCGCCGUCUCCAGCCCGCUGCCCAGCAGCGGCGCAUCCACGCAGCUGCCGCUGUGCAGCACCGCGGCGGCGGCGGUGGCGGAGGCUGAGGUGGCGGCGGCCGCCGCCGCCACGUCUGCCAUGCUGGCCUCGCCCCUGGUGGCAGUCCUGCUGCAGGGCGGGGCGGCAGCAGGCUGCCGCGCCGCCGUCAUCAACAGCAUGCGCCCGCCAGCUGCUGGCAGCGACCAGCCUUUCCCCACCAGCCACCCUGGCCGGCAGCGGCAAGCGCAAGGAACGGAUGGGCAGCAGCAGCGGCAGCAGGCACUCCAAGCGUCGGCAUUGCCACCAGUGCCAGCGCUUCAGGGGCUGCCAGGGCCGGCAGAUGGGAGCGACGCAGAGGCGGUGGCGGCAGGCACAUCACUGACAUCGCCUGCCGGCCUCAAAUCGCCUUCGCUUGAGGAGUGGCUGAGAUGCUGCUAG
Molecule: messenger RNA, 2175 nt
Organism: Chlorella variabilis
Lineage: Eukaryota; Viridiplantae; Chlorophyta; Trebouxiophyceae; Chlorellales; Chlorellaceae
Exons: 3
Coding region: 1-2175 (724 amino acids)
Source: RefSeq, a predicted model, not a curated record